AUGUCUGUUGACGAGCUGAAAAUACGUGAAGAGCUAGAGAUCGACGUGGAAAGCAAUCUAGAGGGAGAAAUCAAAGAAGAAAUUUACCAUCUUGCCUUAAAGCUGCAUAGACUAUACCAACACCAAAAGCAAAAGACACUACUAAUGAACCAAUCAUCUCAUGAUCACGAAAACAACGCUAGAAAGAAAAUGUUGACUGAAGUCAACAUCAACAUAAAAUUAGAAGGCGGGACAACUAUUCGAAUAAACGAGAUCAAGAAAGAGGGUCGUGGGGGAGGACUAGCACGAAUUGCUAAGGGAAAGGGAUUGGGCCUUGGGCCCAAUAGAAAUCGUCGGGCUAAGUUCGAUUGGGCCGGGAGCCUUAGAUCAAAAGAAUCAAGCGAGAUGAUUGUUAAUCACGGGCCGGAUAGAAAGCGGGAUAGUGUGAGGGGUUUGGUGAAGGAUAAGAAAAAUGGAUAUGGAAAUGAAGGGAACACAAAUAAGGGAGAAUGGAAAUAUUAG
This is a messenger RNA of Striga asiatica, 501 nucleotides long. Lineage: Eukaryota; Viridiplantae; Streptophyta; Magnoliopsida; Lamiales; Orobanchaceae. The record is from the annotation of a GenBank genome assembly.